Molecule: messenger RNA, 882 nt
Organism: Microtus ochrogaster (prairie vole)
Lineage: Eukaryota; Metazoa; Chordata; Mammalia; Rodentia; Cricetidae
Gene: Tex12
Product: testis expressed 12
Exons: 5
Coding region: 119-487 (122 amino acids)
Biological process (GO): synaptonemal complex assembly
Cellular component (GO): central element
Source: RefSeq, a predicted model, not a curated record
ACUGGGGCGCCUGCGCAGAGGAACACGAAGCCUUCGCUGUUGCGUCGUUCUGAGGCGGAAGGUUGUGGCCGAAUCUCCGAUUGCGAGUGGGACAAGAGGUUUGUGCCUCCAGAGUAUAAUGGCAAACCACCUCGUAAAACCUGAUUCUAGAAACUGCAAGAGGUCAAGAGAAUUGGAGCCUCAGGUGUCAGAUAGUUCACAGGUACCCUCGCUUGGAAAAUUGGAUUCUUCUUUCUCUGAAAGUUCUGGACUCCUUUAUAAAGAGGAAGCCCUGGAGAAGGAUUUGAGUGAUAUGAGCAAGGAAAUUAAUCUGAUGUUGUCUACAUAUGCAAAGAUUUUGAGUGAGAGAGCAGCCGUAGAUGCGUCUUACAUUGAUGAACUAGAGAGACUCUUCAGAGAAGCCAAUAUUAUUGAAAAUUUUCUGAUCCAAAAAAGAGAGUUCCUGAAGCAGAGGUUUGCAAUGAUUACCAACACACUGCAAAAGUAAAGUGCUUAUACUCACUGAAAGCUGGUCCCUAUUAUUGCUAUAUUCUACUUGUUAAAGAAAAUAUAUGAAGUAAACUGUAACUUUCUAAAUUUAAAAGGGGUUUUAAUAUGAACAGUAAUAUAAAGCUUGUAAUCUUUCUUUUGAGGGUUGAAUAUUUGGCACAUUAUAUAAAAAUGUAAAUUAAAAAUUAUGUGUUAUUUUUUCUCCUUUACUCCUAAAUUGCUUAACUCUUCUUAAAUUGUAAAAGAGGACUCUAAUUUGAUUAUGCCUAACAAUAUUUGUUUAACUAGCAGCUAAUUUUGGAGAUAGUUUUCUUGGUUAGUAUUAUAAAAGAACUUAAACAUUAAAGGUCCUUUGUCCAGUUUUUCAACAUAUAAUAAAAUAUAACUAUGUGC